This is a messenger RNA of Anolis sagrei ordinatus, 1902 nucleotides long. Its product is annotated as extracellular tyrosine-protein kinase PKDCC-like. NCBI's taxonomy places the organism in Eukaryota, Metazoa, Chordata, Lepidosauria, Squamata, Anolidae. Gene Ontology annotation, molecular function: non-membrane spanning protein tyrosine kinase activity. Gene Ontology annotation, biological process: peptidyl-tyrosine phosphorylation; skeletal system development. Gene Ontology annotation, cellular component: extracellular region. The record is from RefSeq and is a predicted model, not a curated record.
GCCUCCCAUUCCCCCUGGCUGGCUGCUUCUCCCCUUGGCUCGCCAUGCCAGGGCCAGGGCUUGGGGCGCUCUUGGCCGCUCCCCUCCUUCUGGCCUUGACCCUGGUCCUGUCCAGCCCUUGGCCCCCCUGGGACCCUCCUCCUCCUCCUCUGCAGCCCCGGAGCUUGACGCAGGAGCUGGAGCAGCGGCAGCGAGACCUGAGCACCUUGGCUGCUUCUUUGGAGGAGGAGGAGGAAGGGCAGAAGGAGGGCUGGCUGGGCUGCGCGGAGCUGCGUGGCGCCCGGGUCUUGGGCUUGGCGGGCGCAGGGAUCACGAAACUGGUGCUGAGGGUGGCCCUGGGAGGGAGGGCUGGCGGCGGAGGAGAGGUGGCCCUCAAGGCCGUGCAUUGGGCCGGAGGGGACGUCCAGGGCUGCGUCCGGCGCUAUGGACACUUCGGAGGCUGCUACAGACUGGCCGCUGCCAAGCUGAGGAAGGAGGCGGCGUUGCUGCAGAGGCUGGACCACCCGGGCAUCGUCAAGCUGCUAGGUCAGUGCUCUGACAUUAGCCUCAGUGGUCCUGAAAUGAAAGUGGUCACCAUGCUGGAGCUGGGAAAUCCUUUGGAGAUGAUUCAGCUCCUGCAAACCCCCUGGGAAGAACGAUUUAAAAUUUGCUUGGAUCUGAUAGAACUUCUUUAUUACAUGGCAAAUUCUCCUCUCGGUUCCAUUGCCCUUCUGGAUUUCCAGCCCAGGCAGUUUGUUCUGGUGAAUGGGAGCCUGAAAGUUACAGACUUGGACGAUGUGACCACCACAGAACUGCCAUGCCAGGUGGAUGAGGACUGUAUGCUCGAAUUCCCCACAAAAAACUUCUCUCUCCAAUGCACUGUGCAGGGGAAGUGCGAAGGUAUUAACGAAAAAAGAAAUCUCUUCAAUGCGUACAGGUAUUUCUUCACAUACCUCUUACCACAUACUGCACCCCUAGCUUUGCAACCCAUUCUGAAGGACGUCUUGAAUGCCACAGGUGAUUUGCGAUAUGGAGUCAAUGAAACUCUGAGAGCCUUUCAGAAAGUUUUGCAUUUGUACAAGUCUGGUCUUUAUCUUCAGAGGAAAACAUCUAAUUUAAGAGAAUACAUUGCCUUAAAGGGAUUCCACACUACAGACACAGAAGACUAUAAGUGUUGGCCAUCGAACAGCCAUUUGGGAUGCAUGCUCUCUGUUCACAAUGCAGAGGAAGCUGCCACCAUUUGCAAUUCCCAUCCACAGUGUCAACACUUUACUAUCACUCCGCAGAGGACAUGGACAGGACGUCCACUUGCUUUGUUUCAAAGCAACCUGUCUGACCUAAUUCCUGGGGGUCCCAUGGUGGUUUAUGUUAAACGAUCUACAGCCUCAAAGAGAAGUUUCUCUCAGGAAGCAUGAAAGCACCAUUUAAUGGAGGAAUCAAAUCAAGGAAUAAUCCAUCAGGACUAAUUUCAUCCCCUUACACUAAAAAGGAUGGCACAUUUUAUUUCUGCUGAGGCAUGUAUUCCCCUGCCAGCUUUGGAUGAGUCAAAAGGAGCCAUUUUGAUGAGAAGUGCAGAUUUUGUGUGUCAGGUGCCACCUAAUCUGGAACUACCUUGCCAAACUGUGAUUACAUAAUCAGUUUUGGCAGACAAAAGAUUCAUGAUAGCUGUACGGAUUGUUCUUUGCUGCAUUACAAAAGCAUUUUACAAAACCAAGGAAUGGGGAUUUCAGUUGGGGUGGUUAUCUGUUAAUGCCCACUCUAGAUUGGUACCUCAGUCAAUGCAGUGGUUCUCAACAUGUGGGUACCCAGAUGUUUUGGCCUUCAACUCCCAUAAAUCUUAACAGCUCGUAAUUCUGGGAGUUGUAGGCCAAAACACCUCAGAACCCACAGGUUGAGAAUCCCUGAUCUAAUGAACUACGUAUG